UUUGCGGAAACAUGGCGGGUCUGGAGCUACUGUCCGACCAGGGAUACCGUAUCGAUGGAAGAAAAGCCACCGAGCUGCGGAAGGUUCAGGCCCGCAUGGGAGUGUUCGCUCAGGCCGACGGCUCUGCGUAUUUAGAGCAGGGAAACACCAAAGCGCUGGCUGUGGUGUACGGUCCGCAUGAAAUGCGAGGCUCACGUAGUCGGACCCUUCAUGAUCGGGCCGUUAUCAACUGUCAGUACAGCAUGGCCACAUUCAGCACGGCAGAGAGGAAGAGGAGACCACACGGGGAUCGCAAGUCCACUGAGAUGAGCCUCCACCUCAAGCAGACGUUUGAAGCUGCUGUGAUGACCCAGCUCUACCCACGCUCUCAAAUAGACAUCUAUGUCAAGAUUCUUCAGUCAGAUGGAGGGAACUACAGCGUGUGUGUGAAUGCUGCCACCCUGGCAGUGAUUGACGCUGGCAUCCCCAUGCGGGACUACGUGUGUGCCUGCACAGUUGGGUUUGUGGACGAGACGCCCCUCGCAGAUCUUUGCUAUGCAGAGGAGGGUGGAGGAGUGAGCUCUCUGGCUUUAGCGCUGCUGCCCCGCGGCGGGCAGAUCGCUCUUCUGCAGAUGGACGCCAGACUGCAUCAAGAUCAUCUGGAGACUCUGAUGGAGGCUGCCAUGACGGCAUGUAAAGGUGUGAGCAAGGUGCUGGAUGAGGUGGUGCGGCAACACCUCCAAGAAGUGUCAGUGCUCACCGGAGAGUGAUGUAGGAAAGAGGGGUGAACAUCUGGACUGUGUUUUUGGGUGCAGCCUGAAUGUUUUUUAUGUAUGUGGCAAUUAUACUUUUGUACAUUACAGAAUAUGUGUGAACAAUAAAUAUGUGAACUCUG
Scomber scombrus (Atlantic mackerel) is the source of this 874-nucleotide messenger RNA. It is a transcript of the gene exosc4, whose product is annotated as exosome component 4. Gene Ontology annotation, cellular component: nucleolus; nuclear exosome (RNase complex); cytoplasmic exosome (RNase complex). The record is from RefSeq and is a predicted model, not a curated record. Gene Ontology annotation, biological process: U4 snRNA 3'-end processing; rRNA catabolic process; poly(A)-dependent snoRNA 3'-end processing. The transcript has 3 exons. Bases 12 to 749 code for a protein of 245 amino acids. Lineage: Eukaryota; Metazoa; Chordata; Actinopteri; Scombriformes; Scombridae.